CAUGGCCACCUUCACCAUGGAGCUGCCGCUCGCUCCCUCCGUGGGUGCUGAGCCGAUGAUGCUUGGUUCCCCAACUUCUCCAAAGCCAAGCGCUGGAGCUCAGUUCCUUCCUGGAUUUUUGAUGGGUGACUUGCCAACUCCAGUGACGCCACAGCCUCGCUCUUUAACUGGCUCUUCAGUUGGGGUAAUGGAAAUGAGGCCUCCUUUGCUUGCUGGUGGUUCUCCUCCACAGCCAGUCGUUCCAACGCACAAAGAUAAAGGGGGCGCUCCACCAGUUAGAAGUAUAUAUGAUGAAGUAGCUAGCCCAGGUCUUGGAUCCACACCCUUAACUUCAAGAAGACCUGCCGGCUUUUCGGUAACACAGAGUCCAGUGGCUGGAUCUAUGCCGACAACCCCUGGCACAGUUUCAGGUGUAUUCAGUCCAGCAAGUCUUGCACAACCCAGGAAGACAACAAUGUCUCCAGCUCAACUAGAUCCAUUCUACACCCAAGGGGAUUCCUUAACGUCAGAGGAUCAUCUUGACGACACUUGGGUAACAGUGUUUGGAUUUCCUCAAGGAUCUGCUUCAUACAUCCUGCUACAGUUUGCUCAGUAUGGAAACAUAUUGAAGCAUGUGAUGUCCAACACGGGGAACUGGAUGCAUAUCCAUUACCAGUCGAAAUUGCAGGCCCGGAAAGCCUUGAGCAAAGAUGGAAGGAUUUUUGGCGAAUCCAUCAUGAUUGGAGUGAAACCUUGUAUAGAUAAAAGCGUGAUGGAGGGUACGGAAAGAGGUGCCGUGUCAUCCCUGCCUUCAGUCUUCACGCCACCAAUGAAAACGCUUGGUACCCCUGUGCAGCCUUCAAGUGCUCAAAGGAUUUCUACAAUGAGACCUCUUGCGACAGCCUAUAAGGCUUCAACUAGUGACUAUCAGGUGAUUUCUGACAGACAGACUCCUAGGAAAGAUGAAAGCAUCGUCUCCAAAGCUAUGGAGUACAUGUUUGGCUGGUAG
Molecule: messenger RNA, 988 nt
Organism: Euleptes europaea (tarantolino)
Lineage: Eukaryota; Metazoa; Chordata; Lepidosauria; Squamata; Sphaerodactylidae
Gene: NUP35
Product: nucleoporin 35
Exons: 9
Coding region: 2-988 (328 amino acids)
Biological process (GO): nuclear pore organization; NLS-bearing protein import into nucleus; regulation of DNA-templated transcription
Cellular component (GO): nuclear pore central transport channel; nuclear pore nuclear basket; nuclear membrane
Molecular function (GO): structural constituent of nuclear pore; phospholipid binding; single-stranded DNA binding
Source: RefSeq, a predicted model, not a curated record